This is a messenger RNA of Polyodon spathula (Mississippi paddlefish), 9150 nucleotides long. Its product is annotated as unconventional myosin-IXAa-like. The transcript has 43 exons. The record is from RefSeq and is a predicted model, not a curated record. Gene Ontology annotation, cellular component: myosin complex. Gene Ontology annotation, biological process: positive regulation of GTPase activity; intracellular signal transduction. Gene Ontology annotation, molecular function: microfilament motor activity; GTPase activator activity; protein binding. Bases 764 to 8647 code for a protein of 2627 amino acids. NCBI's taxonomy places the organism in Eukaryota, Metazoa, Chordata, Actinopteri, Acipenseriformes, Polyodontidae.
GGAGCAGUCCGCAGCUGAACAUGCAGAUGUUGGGAUACGAUUUGCCAGUGGCUUUCUCAGUUGAAGGGGUGGGGGGUGCAUUUUAAACAAGCUGUCGUUUAUUUGUUUGAGCCUGGGCUGAAUCUGCCCAUUCUUUUGGCUGUUUAGUAUAAGAAAUAGCUGGGGAGACGUGGAAUGUUACAGUACAGGAAAGUGUUGGGAACAAGGGGGUACAAACCUGUUUGUUUCAAGCCUAUUUAAAAAAGAAAGGAUUUCAUUUGACAAUGUUUACUGUCUGUUAGAUGUUAUCAGGUCUUGUAGAUCAUCAUAUUUUGUAGCCAAUAGGACCUGCGGUGGCUUUUUAAGCAUGUACACAGAGUGUAGAGAUACUGGUGGCUCACCUCGCACCACCCAGCUGGGCAAUGGCAUGGAGUUCACCUCACAAUGGAUUUUGCAGUGAUAUUGAACACUGGUAGCCAGCAAGCCAUUAAGCACAAAUGUGUUCUGGAAAACAAUCUACUUAGCAGUGGAAGGACUAUAUUUUAGGAUAAGACAUGAAGUUUAACUUCUCAAGGACUAAAUGUGAUUUUAUAGUGAAUUUUUAAACCCAUAGUUAAUAAGUGAAAGGAACCAGGAUCAUUCAUAUUUGUUCUAUUCCAAAAGGAUUUAUUUUCAGUUUUCUAAUCAUUCCUUCACAAGUGAAAAGUUGUAAUGUCUUGAAGCAGUUUCCUGGUGCCCUUUCGAAGGAUGUGCUGUGAUUGCUGAUGGGAACUGCUGCUCCAAUAUGAAUGUGCAUGAUGUUGGGGGGAGACGACGCUUUGAGGACUCAGAGUUCACGCUGCGGAUCUACCCUGGGACUAUAGCCGAGGGCACCAUCUACUGCCCCAUAUCGGCCCACAAGAGCACUACGGCCGCAGAGGUCAUAGACCACCUCAUAAAUAAGCUCCAACUGGACAAGACAAAAUGCUACGUGCUGGCGGAGGUCAAGGAGUUUGGAGGGGAGGAAUGGAUCCUCAACCCCACAGACUGCCCAGUCCAGCGUAUGAUGCUGUGGCCCCGGAUGGCUAUGGAGAACUGCUUCAGCGGGGAGGACUACCGGUUCUUGCUGCGCGAGAAGAACCUGGACGGUUCUAUCCAUUACGGCAACCUGCAGAUGUGGCUGCGAGUCACAGAGGAACGGCGGAGGAUGGUGGAGAGGGGCUUCCUCCCCCAACCCCAGCAGAAGGACUACGACGAUCUCUGCAACCUUCCAGACCUCAACGAGAAGACCCUCCUGGACAACCUGCGCAGCCGCUUCAAGCAGGAGAAGAUCUACACCUACGUGGGCAGCAUCCUCAUCGUCAUCAACCCCUUUAAGUUCCUGCCCAUAUACAACCCCAAGUAUGUCAAGAUGUACGACAACCACCAGCUGGGUAAGCUGGAGCCCCACAUCUAUGCCGUUGCUGAUGUGGCCUACCAUGCCAUGCUGCAGCAGAGGAAUAACCAGUGCAUCGUCAUCUCCGGGGAGAGUGGCUCCGGCAAGACUCAGAGCACCAACUUCCUCAUCCACCACCUCACCGCCUUGAGCCAGAAAGGAUUCGCCAGUGGGGUGGAGCAGAUCAUUCUGGGAGCCGGGCCUGUCCUGGAGGCAUUUGGAAACGCAAAGACAGCUCACAACAACAACUCCAGCAGGUUUGGGAAGUUCAUUCAAGUGAAUUACCAUGAGACGGGCACAGUCAGGGGAGCUUACGUAGAGAAAUAUUUGCUGGAAAAAUCAAGACUGGUCUAUCAGGAGCACAAUGAACGGAACUACCAUGUUUUUUACUACCUGCUGGCAGGAGCGAGUGAAGAAGAGAGGACGGUGUUCCACCUUAAACAGCCUGAUGAGUAUCAUUAUCUCAAUCAGAUGACAAAGAAACCCCUUCGACUGCACUGGAAAAAUUACUAUGAAACUGAGCUGCAGGACUGUUUCACGGUGGAGGGGGAGGAUCUGAAGCACGACUUUGAGCGAUUGCAGCUGGCCAUGGAGAUGGUGGGGUUCCUGCCUGCAACUCGUAAACAGAUCUUCUCCUUGUUGUCUGCAAUCCUGCAUUUAGGAAAUAUCUGUUACAAGAAGAAAACUUAUCGGGAUGACUCCAUUGAUAUCUGUAAUCCUGAGGCACUGCCAGUCGUGUCGAAGUUGCUAGAGGUGAAGGAAGAGAUGCUGUUUGACGCUCUCACUACCAGGAAGACGGUGACAGUGGGGGAGAAGCUCAUCGUGCCCUAUAGGCUUUCUGAGGCUGUGACAGUACGGGACUCCAUGGCAAAGUCCCUGUACAGUGCACUGUUUGACUGGAUUGUGUUCAGAAUCAACCAUGCGCUUCUCAAUACCCGGGACCUGGAGGAGAGCACAAAGAUCCUGUCGAUCGGAGUUCUUGACAUCUUUGGAUUUGAAGACUACGAGAACAACAGCUUUGAACAGUUUUGCAUUAACUUUGCCAACGAGCGCCUACAGCACUACUUUAACCAGCACAUCUUCAGUCUGGAGCAGGAAGAGUACCGAUCUGAAGGUAUCAGCUGGCACAAUAUUGCAUAUAUUGACAACACUGGCUGCAUCAACCUCAUCAGUAAGAAGCCAACUGCAUUGUUUCACCUGCUGGACGAGGAAUGCAAUUUCCCACAAGCUUCGAACCAGACCCUCUUGGACAAGUUCAAGAGGCAGCACGAGGGAAACAGUUACAUCGAGUUCCCUGCUGUUAUGGAGCCAGCUUUUAUCAUCAGGCACUACGCCGGCAAGGUCAAAUACGGAGUGAAGGAUUUCAGGGAGAAGAACACAGAUCACAUGAGGCCUGACAUCAUUGCCCUUCUGAAGAGCAGCAAGAACUCCUUCAUCUGUGGCCUGAUAGGGAUUGACCCUGUGGCUACCUUCCGCUGGGCCGUGCUGCGCUCCUAUUUCAGAGCAGUGGUGGGCUUCAGGGAGGCGGGCAAGCGAUACGUUCAGAAGAAAAUGGGGCAUGAUGAUGCAGUUCCAUGUGCGGUUUUGAAAAGUGUGGAUAGUUUUAGCUUUCUGCAUCACCCAGUCCAUCAGAGAAGCUUAGAGAUUCUGCAGAGAUGCAAGGAGGAGAAGUACAGUAUAACACGGAAAAGUCCCAGAACACCUCUGUCAGACUUGCAGGGUGCUAAUACCAUCAAUGAGAAGACACAGCGGGACUCCUUGAGCCUGGGCUGGAACGGGCGCAGCGUUAGGCAGGGCAGGCUCUCCUCCUCCGGGUCCUUGCUGGAAGAGGACGGCAUCUUCAUCAACUCCACCAGCAACAAGCUGCUGGAACGGGCGCAUGGUAUCCUCAUGCGGAACAAACACUUCAAGUUAAAGCCAAGCCUUCCAAAGCACUUGCUGGAUGUGAAAUCCCUGAAGUAUCUCUCAAACCUGACACUCCAAGACCGCAUCACUAAAUCUCUGCUCCACCUGCACAAGAAGAAGAAAACGCCCAGUAUAAGCGCUCAGUUUCAGGCUUCCCUUAACAAGUUGAUGGAAACGCUGGGACAGGCCGAGCCCUACUUUGUCAAGUGCAUCCGCUCGAAUGCAGAAAAGCUCCCCCUGCGUUUCAGCGACACCUUGGUGCUGAGACAGCUGCGUUACACAGGCAUGCUGGAGACUGUCAGGAUACGACAGUCAGGGUACAGCAUCAAGUACACCUUCCAGGAUUUUGUUGACCAUUUCCAUGUCCUGUUACCUGAUGGCACUGGCGCUUCUCAACACAGCAUUCGAGAAUACCUGAGCCAGGUGGACGUCAACCCAGACAGCUUUCAAGUGGGGAACACCAUGGUGUUCAUGAGGGAGGUGGAGAGGCAGAGGCUGCAGGACCUGCUACACCAGGAGGUGCUGAGACGCAUCAUCAUCCUGCAGCGCUGGUUCAGAACACUGCUGGAGAGGAAUCACUUUCUCAGCAUGAAGCAGGCUGCUACUGCUAUACAGCGAUGGUGGCGGAGCUACAGAAUGAAGCAGGCAAGAGCAGAAUCCGAAGCCGACCCCGCCCUUCUCCACGGAGCUGCCACCAGUAUCCAGUCCUCGUGGCGAGGAUACAGGGAGCGGAGGAGGUUCCUGCAGAUGCGGGAAGCUGCCUUCAUCAUACAGAGGAGCUGGCGGAGGCACUGCUACCAGAGAGGGGAGGCUGCAGUCUGCAUUCAGGCAGCUUGGCGCGGGUACAGAGAGAGGAGAGUUUACAGAACACAGAUGCGCAGGAUUAUACUGCUACAGGCAGCUUGCAGGGGAUACCUGGCUCAGCAGAGGUUUAGAGACAUGAAAGAGCAGAAGGUGACAGAAAGGCAGCUGGAAAAUGGACAGUCGAGUCCAACUGAGGAGGAGGAAGAGAAAUUUGGGAACAAGGACAUCCCAGAGAUUAUGGAAGUGGAUCCCACCAACUGGGAAGACCGCUCCUAUCAAGAUCGAGAAACCUUUCUGCGCAGACUGAGCUCAACGCAGGAUUGUAACCAAGAAGAAAUGUCAAGAGACUCUCGCUCAGACUCUCUGGACAGGACAAUAGAUGAUUGUAAAGGUGGUGAGGGUUACACAGGAGUUGUGCAGGAAGUGGUGGUUAGAGAGAGGCCAAAAUCUUUGGAUGACCCCAAGCAGAAGAAAGUGGUCCGGGCGAAAAGAGAGAGUCGUAGAAUGAGGGAGCUGGAGCAGGCCAAGUUCAGCCUGGAGUUGCUGAAGGUCAGGUCUACCGGUGGGGUGUCUCCAUCUGAGGAGAGAAGGUGGUCCACUGAACUAAUCUCUCCACAAGGCACUCCAGACAGUGAGAGCUCACGGGGCAGCUUUGAGCUUUUGACCAUUGAUGACUAUCCAAAAGUCAAGCCUGCUUCUGCAGAAUCAGAAGAGUCUGGCUCUCCGUCCAGCUUGCUGGAACAUCAGGAUAUUUUAUCCAGCAGCCCUGCAUUGCCUGAUAGUCUUCCGACAGAGUCAGAGAUAUUGAAUUCUGAGCCUCUGUCCACCAGCCCCAUCGGUUUGACCCCAAUCACUAAGAUCGAGAACAGCCUGCCCAUUUUCUACGUCCCGCAUUCCAAGAGCUCCACUGUUGCCUGCAGGACCAGCGAGGAUUCUACUGCAGCUAGCAAACCAGCUAAAGAACGGAGAGAGUCAGUCCGGAAGCCAGUGGUGGUUGUGAUCAGUAUGCAGAAAGACACACUGCUAGAUGACAGUCUAGUACAGCAACCUCCCCAGAUGCGGGACAGCGAGUCUCAAACGAUAGAACUCCCUGCAAUGCCCAGGGAAGUAUGUAGCAGCAGCAGUGUCCCAGGAGGGGUUAACUCAGCCGUCCUUGAGAAACUGGAGAAGCUGAACGUGGAGAAGGCUGAACGACAGAAGCAGCAGCAGCAGCAGAACGAGAAGGACAUGAUGGACCAGAUCCGGCAGCAGAAAGAGAUCCUGGGGAAUCAGCGCAAGGUCUUCGAGCAGAACGAGAGAGACAUGUUCGAGAAGCAGCGCGGGGAGGCCCUGCAGAAGAUCGAGCAAAGCCGGCGGAGUGGACCAACACAGCCCAUAACUACAAGCUCCAAGUCUGUGGAAAGACCGCAGUCCCUCCUAAUCACCCAGGGGCCAUGGGAGCCCAGCGCACCCCGGGGUGUGUCUCCGUCCGCAGUGGACAGCCAGAUCAUCCUAACAGCAAACACUGGAGAUAAAGACUCCAUCCGCCCCCUGGCUAAAGAGCGUCCGAUCAGCAUGUUUCUGGAGCGCAGGGAAGGGCUGAGGAGAGCUCCACAGGACUUUGAAAAGGUGGACAGUUGGACCCCCAAACGGGAUGGUGCUGCCAGGAAUGAGCAUAUUAGGCAACCGAAAGUUCCAAGUCUGAGCACAGACGGCACAGCAGCUGACAGGCCUACACCAAUGUUCUUCUCGCCAAAGGACAAUAGGGUUCCAUUCACCAAGUUUGAAAAGGAGUCUGCCAAUCAGGAGAAGUCUUCUGUCCGUCGGAAAGAGAGGCCUGCGAGUGCGAAGCUUGUAAAAGUCCCUGGACACAAGGGGCACGAGGUGAGACCAGCCCAUAAAAAGAAAGCCCGCAUGGCGCGGACACGCUCUGAUUUCCUGACCCGAGGUACAAACCCAGAGGGGGAGGGGGAAUCGGAGGAGGAUGAGUUCGAUGACACCCCCAUCUCGCCCCCUCUCUCCCCCAGCCGGCCCCGCCCCCAGCCGGAGCCCCUGGUUCACAGCGGGCAGGCUUGUCACAGUGACUCAGAAAUGCCAGCCUCACAGACUGAAGACCAGAAUAUGAUGCAUAAAACUAUGUCCUCUGGGGAUCUUGGCAAGAUGGACAGCAUGAGGAAGAACGCCCAUACUGAUGGAAGAGUGAGAGGGAAGAUGCGGUUCUGGGGCAAGACGAAGCAGGGUGAUAAGAAGCUGUCGAGAGAGAAGCUGGCCUCCCAGGCGGAGCAGCACGAGCUGCAGGAGGGCCUCGACACGGGGCUGCACAUGGGUGACGGUCCGGAGCGGCAAGUGACGCCCCCGUGCAGCCCAGACCUGGCCGCGGAGCGAGGGAAGGAGUUCAAGGAGAACAAGGAGCCCUCGCCCAAGGUGAGGUGCCGGAAGAGCAUCAAGAUCAGCAACGUGGCUCUGGAGCAGGCCCAGUGGCAGAACGACUCCUUACAGAUCCUCACCAGCGCCGGUGACUACAAGUGUAUGAACGAGUUCCUGCAGAAGAAGAUCACUGACCUUGACACAGAAGACAGUAAGAAGGACACCCUGGUGGAUGUUGUCUUUAAAAAGGCUCUCAAAGAGUUCCGCCUCAAUAUCUUCAACUCCUAUUCCACAGCUCUUGCGAUGGAUGAUGGGAAGAGUAUCCGGUACAAAGACCUAUACGCCCUGUUUGAGCAGAUCCUGGAAAAGACGAUGAGGCAGGAGCAGAGAGACUGGAGCGAGUCUCCUGUCAAGGUCUGGGUGAACACCUUCAAGGUGUUUCUGGACGAGUUUAUGACUGAAUACAAGACCCUGGACAGCACAGUAGGAAAGGCUCCAAAACCAGAACGCAAGAAGAGAAGGAAAAAAGACUCGGACAUUGUAGAGGAGCACAAUGGUCACAUCUUCAAGUCCACCCAGUAUAGCAUCCCCACCUACUGCGAGUACUGCUCUUCCCUCAUAUGGAUGAUGGACAAAGCUUGCGUCUGCAAGUUGUGCAGGUUUGCCUGUCAUAGAAAGUGCUGUUUGAAAACGACAACAAGGUGCAGUAAAAAGUACGACCCCGAGCUCUCGUCCAGGCAGUUUGGGGUGGAGGUCUCCCGCUUGACCAAUGACGAGCGGACGGUGCCAUUGGUGGUGGAGAAACUCAUCAACUACAUCGAGAUGCAUGGGCUGUACACAGAGGGCAUCUACAGGAAAUCAGGGUCCACCAACAAGAUCAAGGAACUCAAGCUGGGACUGGACACGGAUGUCAACAGCAUGAAUCUGGACGACUACAACAUCCACGUCAUUGCCAGUGUGUUUAAACAGUGGCUGAGGGACUUGCCAAAUCCGGUCAUGACCUUUGAGCUUUAUGAAGAGUUUCUUCGAGCAAUGGGGCUGCAAGAAAAGAAGGAGAUUAUUCGAGGGGUGUACUCUGUGAUCGAUCAGCUCCCCCGAACUCAUCUCAACACACUGGAGCGCCUCAUCUUCCAUCUUGUGAGAAUCGCAAUGCAGGAGGACACCAAUCGGAUGUCUUCCAAUGCGCUCGCCAUCGUGUUUGCUCCUUGCAUCCUUCGCUGUCCCGACACCAUUGAUCCUCUGCAGAGCGUUCAGGACAUUGGAAAGACAACUGCCUGUGUGGAGCUGAUAUGUGUUGAACAGAUGAACAAGUACAUAGCCAGACUAAAGGACAUCAACAGCUUGGAAUUUGCAGAGAACAAGGCCAAGAGCAGGCUGACUCUUGUACGGCGGUCAAUGGGCAAGGGCCGGCUCCGCAGGUCCAGUUAUCACGCCCCCUCGUCCCCGGUGGGGACCCGGCUGCCCUCGGUGUCAGAUGUGCCGGACGAGAGCGCUGGCGAGGAGGCCGGUGUGGAGGUGGAGCUCUCGGAGCAGCAGCAGGUGGCCAUGCAGCAGGAAGAGCGAGUCCUGACCGAGCAGAUUGAGAGCCUGCAGAAAGAGAAGGAGGAGCUGACGUUUGAGAUGCUGGCCCUGGAGCCCCGUGCCUCUGAUGAUGAGACGCUGGAGUCAGAGGCCUCGAUCGGGACAGCAGACAGCUCGGAGAACCUCAACGUAGAUUCAGAGGGAGCCGCGUCGGACAUGUCAGAGAGAAGCUCAGUGUGGGCCGCUGCCCUGCACAAGCAGCCUGAAUCCUCUGGGAAGACGCGCAGGCAGUUGCGGAAGCAGACCGACUCAAUGGACUCCGUGGACUCAACCUCCACAGUCCCAUCCAUCUCCUCCGCCUCCCACCUGCACCAGGGAACGGGCCAGCGUUUCCGCUUCCGACCCAAAUCCCGGUCGACUGCCUUCUACCGGGCCAGCCCUCCCAGAGAUACGACAGAGCCGCAGCCAGAACAGGGUGCGGAUGAGCGGCCGCAGUUCACCAGCCGGGGGACCUUCAGCCCGGAGAAGGGAAAGCAGAAGCUGAAGACCAUUAAGAACUCUCCGCAGAAGCCCCGGGAGCCCCCCGACUCAGGAGGAGGGAGGAAGAGGAACCCCGAACCAGACUUCGGCUCCCCUCAACAGCUAGUGGUGUAUGGGAGCAACGAGUUCAUGGUGUGAAGCCACAGGACAGUGGAGGGAGCUGAUAUUCGGGCGGGGAUCCACCUCUUAUCCUUUCGCACGCUGCUUACUCGUCCAAAUCAGCAACGUGCAAAAUCAUCCAUCUUACCUGCAGCCCAAGAGUGCUAUUCACCGUCAAGUAGGAUGCUGAAGGGGAGAGAGUGGGGUGGACAUGUGUUCACAGAACUCAAUGGAGAAAGGCUUAUAUUGCUGUGGCCUUAACUGUUUUUUUUUGUGUUUUUUUUUUUAAACUUUAAAGCCUAUGAUGUGCUCCUAUGAAAUGAAAUGUCAAGUAAGUGGAAAGGGGGGGGUGGGGGUAGGAAACAGGUUUCGACUGGGGAAAGGAGGCACUCUUACGCUGUCAAGCACUCCAUUAACUUAAUAUAUAAAUUAUUGGCUGCUUUGUGGUUUUACAUUCAGAACAAUCACGCAGCAUGUUUCAUAAAUAUUUGUUUUGUUGCCAUUUAAAAGAUUUUAAUUGAUAUAUAUGUAAAAUUAUAAAA